This is a messenger RNA of Lottia gigantea (owl limpet), 1842 nucleotides long. RefSeq lists its product as hypothetical. Lineage: Eukaryota; Metazoa; Mollusca; Gastropoda; Lottiidae. Bases 1 to 1842 code for a protein of 613 amino acids. The transcript is spliced from 5 exons. The record is from RefSeq and is a predicted model, not a curated record.
AUGAUUUCAGGAUUAAGAAAUUUAAAGAUUAUUCUGACUGUCGUCACUAUUAUUACAGUACUUGGUAUUUUUUUCACUACCAAUAGAGCUAAUUUUUAUCAUCAUCUACAAUUAAAUUCACUACUAGCGAAGAAAGCGGAACAAAACGUGAUCCAUUAUACAAUUAAACCAGAGAAACUCAUAGUUUAUAAUGCUUCUCGACCAAGUGGAUGUCGGCGUAAAUUUAAUAGAGCUCAUUGUUUAAAAGAUCUACAGAAUCAAACCGGACUGAAACAAUGUGGAGAUCCUGAGUGUUCUUGUUUUCCUCUAGAAGUCUUCGAGAAACCAACACCUGCUAGUUUUUUAGGAACAUUCCCGCCAAUAACGGAAUCAAUGUUACCCAUCGAGAAAGAACUUCUAGACGUUGAAGUUUUGGUAGACAUUAAGAAAACGUCGAGUGCUAUUCUGUCAAAGUUGGUUCUAGUAAGUUCUUCAACAAUGUUUAAGGUCGGUGAUAUCAUCAACGUACGAGUUGAUGUAAAGGACGGAACCGGACGACAGCGGACCGUCGGUGCCGAUUUCGUUCAAGUUUGGAUGAAAUCAGCUAAAGGUCCUAGGCGGGCAAGUAGUGCGGAAGUGGUAGAUCUAAAAAACGGAAGUUAUGUUGCUACAUUAAGAGCAUUAUGGGAAGGAGAUUCAAUAAUCGUGGGAGCAUUGCCCUUUACAAGGGAGGCAAGCGCUUUCAAUUUUCAAUUAGGACGAGAAUACAGAUCUAUCAAUUUAUAUGUUGGUCAUUUUAAAAAGGCGAAACUGAAGGAAUUUACUCUCUGUUCCAUGUUUUCUGUUAUCCCUGGAUAUAAACUUAUCUGUAAUUUAACAGAGACGAAUUACGGUUAUGGGUGGUAUUGUGGAAAACCUUUUAAUGGUAACCUGACGUGUAAUGAUUUUGUUUUCGCAAAAUAUUACGAAGAUGUUUAUAUUCCACUCACUCUAGCUCUAUACAACGUUUUUGAAAGACAUGAUAGAAAAAUCAUGAUUUCAACCCAAAUCAAAUUAAAAAUAGAAUCAGGUCGUACAUCCCAGCCCCAGCCAAACAAGAUUGAUUGUACCAAGUUAUCCCGUCGUGAGACCUGGAACAUGAUACAACCCACUGGAUAUUUCAACGGAACAGUGUGGGAACAUAUAAAAUGCCACAAUCCUGUGAAUCAGAGGAACUUUUUAAAUUGUUUUAAGAACACAACUCUGAUAGUGUUUGGGGAUUCGACCGUUCGUCAAUACUAUGACCAUAUACGCAAUGUCUUUAUAUGUAAGCAGACUACAGAGAAGUGGACGAAACGGAAGUGGUAUAAGGCAUCCCAUUGUCAGGUUCCUCGGUAUAAUUUUAGUCUCACAUGGGCAGUUCAAGAACUUCCCUUUGAAGAAGCUUUGAAAGCACCAGAUGGAAAAACAAAGUCGAAACCGGCAUCUGUUCUGUUGGACGAGGCAUCGAGUUCUGGACGUAUCGUUUUCGUCAUUCACUACUACGUUCAUUUUAUGCGAAUGCAUUAUUCAUCUUUUAUUGAGAGGAUUCGAUCUCUAAAAACACCAAUCCGAAACGCCUUAAAGAGAAAUAAGAACAUACAUAUAGCAAUCAAAUCACCGCACGUGUUUUAUAUAACGAGGUGUCCAACACAUUUCAGUAUAUAUCACGGCAAACUUUACAUGGAUAUAUUGAAAACAGAACUGGCCGAAUUUCAUGAUAAAGUAUGGUUUUUAAAUUUCUGGGACAUGAGUACAGCGUUCGAAAAUGACAAAAUGCAUCCGCCCAAUGAUUUUGUGUGGCAAAAUUUGCGGUUGUUGGCAGGUUAUGUGUGUAAUAAAUAA